Molecule: messenger RNA, 836 nt
Organism: Formica exsecta
Lineage: Eukaryota; Metazoa; Arthropoda; Insecta; Hymenoptera; Formicidae
Exons: 4
Coding region: 298-822 (174 amino acids)
Source: RefSeq, a predicted model, not a curated record
CUGGCAACAGGCCCAUGUGAGAUUGAUGUUUCACCGCGAAACUUGUACAUACGUGCAAAAGAAAGAGUCGAGAUCAAACAGAAGAGUCGAGUUUGGAUCACUGAUCAAUAAAAUUGAGUUUGAGUCUUCGGUCGAAAGUUCAUCGAACAUUAAAGGAAACAUUAAUUUCUCUAUGAGAGAAAUUUCUUUGGCUUCACAAGCAUAUAACCUCAUUAUCCUAGCCCCCGGGCCGACCGGUCUGCGGGUAAAAAAAGUCAAGAAUCAAGUUAUUGACCAUUUAGCACUCUUCCUAUAAUAAUGAUUUCCACGGAUUUUAAAAAGUGGUAUGCCAAAGUUAGAUAUUACAAUGGUGAUGUUGAAGAUAUUUCGGUGCGUAAAAUUAAAACUCAAGAAGGUAACCAGUUUUCUCCCAAAAACUAUAAAGACUUCAACUCCAAUAUUUUAUAUUCUGUAAAAACAGCAAUGAACGAUGUGGAAGGAAAAGAACAAAGAUACUAUGCGUACAUUGGCAAGCUUGCAGGAAGUAUCGAAGGAUUAAAUGAUUACGAUAAAAGAAUUAGUUGGCCUACGUGGCCUUCAGAUGCACUUGAUGAACCCGACAAUACUUCCCAAGAUGAGAGACAGCAAAACACAGCAUCUUCCUCAAUUUUAGCUCAUCGAGAAAAAGCAGACAGAAAAGGAGGCAGUAAUAGCAGAUCCAUCUAUAGUUUCAACUGCUACAUCUUUAACUUCAACUGUUUCAUUGACUUCACAGAAAGCUUAAGGAGAAAAAGCUCGUCAAACUUCAAAAUGUCGUUUCAGUUCAAAGUAAUAAUAAUGUAAAAUAUAUCCUUGCA